CAGGUAAGAAGUGGAACUUUGAGCAAGACAGCUGAUCCACUGGAGAAGCUGCUCCAUUCACCCAAGCAACAAGCAGGCAAACACACCUCCUGCAAGGGAGAACCAGCUUAGCUCUUCUCUUCAAUCAGGUAGGGUGGGACUCCCCACCCACCCCCCCAUCUCCUUUCUUUUUCCUGGUCUGGUCUGGAAAUGGACACCAAAGAGCCACUUGGGAAGGAAAGUGUGGGGGCCAGGAAAAAAAACUUGACCUUCAUAAGGCACAGGCUGUACAUGCUGGAGAGGAGGAAGACAGACACGGUGGUGGAGAGUCAUAUUUCUGGAGACCACAACAGCUCUGGGACUUUGAGGAGGAGUCAAUCCGACAGGAGUGAAUACAACCAGAAAUUACAAGAAAAAAUGGCACCGCAAGCAGGAUCCUUGGGGCCAGUUGGCUCACCCCUGGAAAGCGAAGAACAGCUGAACAGGCGUCUGAUGGCUAGAAGGCACAAGAUAAUUACAGAAAUGGUCCAGACCGAAAAAGACUAUCUCAAUGAUCUGGAACUGUGCAUCAGAAUAGUGGUCGAACCCUUGAGAGGAAGGCAGAUUGCUAGGCUCGAUGUGGACGGCUUAUUUAGCAACAUUGAAUCCGUCCAUCAGAUCUCAACCAGGCUGCUGUCAUCACUGGAAGAAGCAACGGUGGACGUGGAGCCGGCCAAGCAAGUAAUCGGGCAAGUGUUUUUGCAGAUGAAAGACAUACUAGAAGACACGUAUAAAAUCUACUGUUACCAGCACGAUGAUGCACACGUCCUGCUGGAAUCCUACGAAAAAGAUGAAGAACUGAAGCAGCAUAUACGUGACUGCCUAUUGUCCUUAAAAACGAUAUAUGAAGAAGGGGGGAAACCAAACCUCCUGGACAUGGGAUCUCUGAUGAUCAAACCCAUCCAACGUGUGAUGAAGUAUCCCUUGUUGCUAUGUGAACUCUUGAAUGCAACUCCCAGGUCCCACCCGGACCACAAAGCAUUGCAGGAUGCCUUGGUUGCUGUGAAAGGCAUGAAUACAAAUAUAAAUGAACUUAAAAGAAGAAAGGAUUUAGUACUAAAGUAUAAGAAAAAUGAUGAAGAUGAAUCCCUGAAAGAGAAAUUUGCAAGACUAAACAUUCACUCAAUUAGUAAGAAAUCCAAGAGAGUCACUGGCCACCUGAAAAUUCUGACUGGAGGAGAACCUCAGGUGAAAGAUGAAACUUUUAAUAAAGAGGAGAAGUUAUUUAGAAAUUUGGAAAAGACCGUCAAACUCUGCGUGAAGAAUAUUUCGGUGUCUCUACAGCACCUGAAGGAGUCUACGCUUCUAGCUGCACAGAAUGUAACCGAACUUCAAGAUUUUCUGCACGAGAAAGAAGAUGAGGAAAGUGGCUCUUCAAACAUCUUGAUUAAUGCUGAAAAGCCCAGCGAACGAUAUGCGGAGCAAGUAGAGAAGAUGGUUUUGGUCCCCCUGUCAGCGUUGCAGGCCCUCUUCCCAGGCCCUCAGAAGCUCAUCCAGAAGCGCUAUGACAAACUGCUGGAUUAUAAUAGCUACCACCAAAAGGCGGCAGGAGAGGAGAUGGAUUUGGCCAGGAAAGAAUACGAGGCUCUCAAUGCCCAGCUGGUGGAAGAACUCCAGGCGUUUAACCGGGCAGCAAAGCAAAUCGUGACCAACUGCCUGUGUUGCCUCGUCACUCUCCUGCGGGGGAUGAUGUCAUCAGCUCUUCAAUCCUAUUCCACGGGGGAAUCCCUCACAUCGCUGUCGUCUCCAAGCAUCAGCGAAGUUCAGCACCAGGUGCUCGAAGACAUACACAGUCUGAAUUUUGUCAAAGAAAACAACAGCAUAAAUUUCAUUGAGAGAAAGCUGAGCUUUGAAAAAAAGAAGCCAAUCCCUGUUCAGCCUGAAUUUCCACGGCAGACUGAAAGCCACAGGUCUGUGAUACUCUCCACAUACAACUCAGACUUGCUGUACCAAGCCAAGCGCAAAUGCAACGCCACUCAGGAGUUUGAUAUGGAUCUCUACGAAGGAGAAUUGGUGGCUGUCGUGGAACGAAAGGAUCCUUUCGGAAGUACUGGCAGAUGGCUUGUCGACACUGGAAUUUCGAAAGGGUACGUUUACUCCUCCUUCCUGAAGCCCUACAAUCCAGCGAAGGCACAAAAGGAGGCUUCAGAUGCCAGUUUCUGCGACGGCGACUUUGAUAACAUCAGCCUUUUUGUCUCCGUGAGGCAAGUGGAUGACGGCAGCACAAAACCCGCAGGGCAGCACAAGAGAAGCGGAAGCGGCUCUUCCUACAAUAGCCUGUGUGAAAAGGCAGCUAUUAACGGGACAGAGGUGGAUUGCUUCUACGGAGUGGACGACCAAGACGUAAGCAUCACAUUUUAUGCAGUUCAUGCAUUUCAAGCAAGGAGCCACCAGGAGCUCAGCCUUCAAGAGUACCAGCGAGUUCGGAUCCUUCGUUUUUCCGACCUGAGCGGCAAUAAGGAAUGGUGGUUAGCGGAAGCGAAAGGACAAAAGGGAUACGUGCCAGCAAAUUAUCUUGGGAAGAUGACUUACGCGUAAGCAUCAGAAACACUUACGGCACCUAAUUCUCUGAAACGUCAGAGGCAAAAGUCUUCCGUUUUGCUCCGGUCUACUCAAAAGUUCAUUGGUAAAUCAAGAGCUGAAGAACUUAUGAAGGAGAUAUUUAAAAACAAAGAAGAAACUGUUUCCAGUCAUUGUCCUGAAUUGCUUGCAUCCUUUCACUUUGCCACACUGCUUUUGUUGGAAUCUCCCCUGGUGUAUGGAGAGCCAGUGUGGCAUCAUGGUUAGAAUGUCUGACUAAGACUUGGAGAGAUAAAGGUAAAGGGCCCCUGACCAUUAGAUCCAGUCGUGUCUGACUCUGGGGUUUCGGCACUCAUCUCACUCUAUAGGCCGAGGGAGCCGGCGUUUGUCCGCAGACAGCUUCCAGGUCAUGUGGCCAGCAUGACAAAGCUGCUUCUGGCGAACCAGAGCAGCACACGGAAACGCCGUUUACCUUCCCGCCGGAGCGGUCCCUAUUUAUCUACUUGCACUUUUGAUGUGCUUUCGAACUGCUAGGUGGGCAGGAGCUGGGACCGAUAAACGGGAGCUCACCCUGUUGCAGGGAUUCAAACCGCCGACCUUCUGAUCAGCAAGCCCUAGACUCUGUGGUUUAACCCACAGUGCCACCUGGGUCCCCCAGGGUUCAAAUACCCAGUUGGCCAUGAAGCUCAUUGAGCGUCCUUGGGCCAGUCACUGCCUUUCAGCCAAAUCUACCUCAAAGGGUUGUUGUGCAUCAGGGCUGGCUCAGACACAGGUCAGCACUCAAGCGCAGAGACGAGUUUAAUUCUUCAUUCAAGAAAACCGCAAACAAGGCAGAGAAGCUUCAAGGCAGGGCCAGCUUCCAUAGCACAGUUGCCAGGACCAGAGGCGUAGCAAGGUCAGGUGGCACCCAGGGCGGGAUUUUUUUUGUCACACCCCCAUCGAUGGCUUGGGGUAGUCUUGGGAGUCGCAGGCAGGCAGUGUGCCGAAUGUCACCCACGGGCCCGCCUACGACUCCCAAGCCUCCCCCGAGCUGUCAAAAUGAAGGCAAAGCGGCUCAGCUCCCCCCCUUCCCUCAAUGGCUCAGGGUAGACUUGGAAGUCACAGGCAGGUGGCACGCCAAAUGUUACCCCCCCCUCAGUGAUGACACCUGGAGUGGGCUGCCCCCCACCCCCCUUCCUACGCCUCUGGCCAGGACAGACAGUUCCUGCUUCCCCCCCCCCCUCCUCUGGAGGUUGCCCAUGUAGAUGUAAACCAUGGCGAGAGGGAAUUCUUGCUCAUUGUUCAGCCAUAGUUCUUUGUGUCCUUGGAGAUAAGCGGGGACGGCAACCUAACACAGUAGAGCAGGCAAUCUCCCAGAGAGUUUCAAGUGCUGAGUCUGAACUGCUUUCUGCCCUUGGCUCUUCCCUCUCGCUUAAGCCUGUUGCUUCUUCAGUGGCCCACCAUUCUCCCCCCCCCACCUUCAUCUUCUGACCUGUUCUUAGUGUUGCCGUCCUGUGCUCUGACCCUUCCUCUCUAGGGGGUACACAAGCUGGUACUUCUCUCCAUUUCUCGUCACCCAGCUAGUCCUUGAGGUUGUGGGGAUUAAAUUAGGUGGUAAAGAACAUAACAUAUGCCACCUUGUGCUCCUUGGAGAAAAAGGUGGGAUAUAAAUGCAAUAAAUUACUAAUAAUAAUAGUAAUAAUUUAUUAUUUAUACCCCGCCCAUCAGGCCAGGUUCCCCCAGCCACUCUGGGCGGUUUCCAACAAAAUAUUAAAAUACAGAAAUCCAUCAAACAUUAAAAGCUUCCCUAAACAGGGCUGCCUUAAGAUGCCUUCUAAAGGUCUGAUAAUUGUUGUUCUCUUUGACCUCUGGUGGGAGGGUAUUCCACAGGGUGGGUGCCACUACCGAGAAGGCCCUAUGCCUGGUUCCCUGUAACUUGGCUUCUCGUAGCGAGGGAACCGCCAGAAGGCCCUGCUAAAUAAAUAAUCAUUUAUGUCACAUCCACAUACGAGCAAGCACCGUGAUUUGAGGUUAUUGGAGUCAACAACUCUGUCUUCCCCAGCCUGCUCUCAUCCUAGCUGGGGCUGGUGGGAGAGCACUAGGCUGGUGAAGAUUGCACUAACUCACAUAUGAGGUUCACCAGGGGUCCUUGGCCAAUAGUAUUUCUCAGCCUAACCUGGAUAAGGGGAACUUGUUGCACUCCAGGUGUAGCUGAUCUACAACUCCCAAGAUCCAUGACAAUUGACUGUAAUGGUUGGGGCUAAUAGGAGUUUAACUCCAAAAAUAUCUGAAGGGCCGCAGGUCCCCAAUCCCUGGCCUAGCGCAUCCCCCAGAGUUGUCUUGCAAUCUCCCAGAAAUGGUUAAAAUCCAAGGAGAUGAAGCUUGGUGCGGGGGGGGGGAUCCCCACCAAAAAUUAUGUCUUCUUCACUAGCUUGAUUCUGAUGGUUUGCCGCAAGUUGCUUACUGCAUUCCAAGUAGACAUUUCAAAAAUUUAGCUAGGGGUGGCGUAGAAGUAGCACAUGCUCUUUUUAUCUCUGAAAUAAAAGUAAAAUGUACAAACUAAAAUUAUGAAGUUCCCUCACCUAUACCUGUGAUUCUUGCCGGAGAAGUAACCAGUGCCACGUUCCUAUGUGAACUUAGCUGGGAGAAAGUACCAUUGAACACCAUGGGACUUACCUCUGAGUAGACAUACCUAGGACUUUCUGUACAGCUGGAAAUCUAAACACACCUAAUGGAGGGAGUAAGUGCCAUUGAAUGUAUACUUGCUAAGUAAAUGUGCUCAGGAUUGGGCCAUAAACAUCUGUAGUGCCCUUUUUAAUGUGCCUGCAACAGGGCAGAGGAGAAGUAUUCCAGACAUUUAGUGCAUGGCACCAAUUUGAUUGCCUUGUGAUAAGUAGGAAUACAUUGGGCCCCUAAAAGAGUUCCAGAUUUGGGCUUUUAAAAAAAUAUUAUUUUUUACUAAGUCUGUCUGUAGCCUCUCAACACACAUGGAAGGCUGCCCUGGGCAAAGUCUAUCAUGCACUUAAGCAUUUGCAGUUUCUAUAAUAAACAGAAUGCUCACACCAAUGUUUUCGCAGUGACAGUAAAAGUCAGCAGGCUAGAAAACAAACAUGGCUUUGUAAAUAAUGCUACCUGUCUUUCAAAUUGAGAAAUGGGGGUGGAAUGAAGUAUCUGCUUAAUGCUGUCCAGCUUUUCUGAAUCUUAAUGGGAAUUAUGAAGCUUAAAAGCCCUAUGUGUUUAAGUUGACUACCCUUAUCUGUUGCACUGUCUUUUGUUUAUAUACUAAAUGGUUCGUAAUGAAGAAAGCAUUCCUUUGCUGAAAGGCUCCCUGCACCAUUUAUGGUAUGCUCUACAUUUCAAAAUGGGAUAAAGCAGUUUCCCCUUCCUCCAGCAGUAGCUGAACGGUGUGCAAAGGGCUGAACUCACAUACUGAUGAAGCUUUGGAGGCCAAGAAGGAACAACUGGGACGAUGAUUUGAUAUUAUUUUAAUUGUAUUUAUCGGGUGUGGUUUUUUUUAAAGACUCUGAAAGGGUAUAAUAAAUGUUAUCUGUGACAAAGAGUUAUUUUCAGGAUUUCAUUUUUGAAGUGUUGAAAUAUGAUAUUUAAAGUCUCUAGUUUCCAGGCACUUGCCAUAUUAAAAAUGUUUAGCUCAAGCCGGAAAUAAAGAUCCACAAGCCAUUUAAUGUGCCUUACCUACUGGGUGUCAAAUUAAGGAGGAAUGAAGGACAGUUGUUUCAGCUAGAUUUGUUAAAGAUGCGCAAGGAAUUCUAUUCCAACUCAAUUUCAUUCACGUAGAAUCGUAAGGAGUUGGUUGCCAACCAUUGACAAUGGAGUCUAGAAUGUGUUCAUGUUUCAAGUAUUCACUCUUAUGAUGGGCUUGCAUGGUACAUAUCAUAUAGUGUACCUAGUUGAACAUAUUUGUUAUAAAAGCAGAUGAAUUCAGCACAUAACUCAGCUGAUUCAGCAUGUAGACUCUUUGGGGAUUCCUGUGCUAUAAGCCAGGGGUCAGCAAGGCUUACCUUGCCUGGGCCGGUUCACUGCCGCGGAGCCCCCUGUGGGCUGGAUCGCGGGAGUGCAAUUUCCGUCAUCUGCGCAGACGCGAUUUCCAGCACCGUGGAGACGAGUCCCCGCACCGCCCUGGUUUAGUGCAGCGCGCGGGGACUCACUGAGCGGGAGGCUCGGUUCAGGGGCAGCUCGUGGGCCUGCAAAACGACUGCCGUGGGCUGCUUGUGGCCCAUGGGCCUUUGGUUGCCGACCCCUGCUAGGCAGUAGUAUAGAAGGACAAAUUCUGUUACAUUGUUUCAUCACCACCGCAAAUUACAUAUGGAAAAACAAAGUUUGUCUUUCUAUGCAAUUUAAAUGCAGAGGAGCUGUCUGAGUCUGGAUCUGGCAACCCUAAGUAAUAGCAUCAACAGCCUAAAUAACUGGGAUCAUGGGCAAUCUGAACUGUGGUCAUGUCUGAAGUGUAACUGUAUUUUAGUUUAUUCUGGAGGAUCAAGACUCAAAUUAACUGAACAAUUGGGAGCCUCAUUCAGCUGAAUAGGAGCAAAGCUAAAGAAAAAAAUCCUGCAGUUGAAAGGUGCUUGUGCAGCAAUUGCUAAUGGAAUGUAUUGUGUGAAGCAUUAUUCAUUUCAAUCAGAGCUGAUUGCCAUCAAAAUAUUGUUAUGGAUAUUCACGUCUGUCUUUGGUAAACCAAUGUCUGCAUAAACACCUUCUUACUCCGAUGGCACACAAAGAAUCUAGGCCAAACACUAUCUGUACUUAUUCCUUUCACGAAUGUUUAUAUUAUUUAUAUUACCAAAUUUUUGUGAUCUCAAUUAUAAUCCUAAAGAAUGCCUUUGCAUUCAAAAGUGUUCAUCAAAACACAAAUGGAAAGCUUAGCUCCUUCUACAGCAAAUAUUAUUGGGACAAAGCCUGUAUGACUAGAGAUUUAUUACUGUGAAUUUAAACUACAGCAAUGUCCGUGACUCAGAGUAAUACGGUAUUUGCUUUUAAUAAAAUGUAUUUUUACAAAUAUUUGUUGUCUAAAUGCAUGCUGUGUUGUGAUUAUCUUAGGUGAUCAUUUUGUUGCAAAUCAUGGAUCUUGACAUGUGUCAUCAUAAAACAAAAAACAGGUUUCAAUACUUUAUGACAGCAGUCAUUCGCAUGCAUUUUUACUGCUAUUAAAGGACAGGACCUUUAAAAAACAAAGUACACCUCUUUUCAUUCUUGUGCUUGCUCCUCUUACACAGCUGCUGACUUGUACUUGGGCAAGCAUCUUAUUCCAUUUUCUCUACAAAUCUGAAAAACUUUUAUUUUCCUCAUCUUAAAAUAAAGUUAUUUAGCAGGUGAUGAUGCCUGCCUGCCCGCCCAAUGGUUACUUGACGCUCUCUCAAUCUCAACCCCCUUGUACUCUAUAGCAGGCAUCCCCAAACUUCGGCCCUCCAGAUGUUUUGGACUACAAUUCCCAUCUUCCCCGACCACUGGUCCUGUUAGCCAGGGAUCAU
Zootoca vivipara (common lizard) is the source of this 8003-nucleotide messenger RNA. It is a transcript of the gene ARHGEF38, whose product is annotated as Rho guanine nucleotide exchange factor 38. Gene Ontology annotation, cellular component: cytoplasm. The record is from RefSeq and is a predicted model, not a curated record. Gene Ontology annotation, molecular function: guanyl-nucleotide exchange factor activity; protein binding. NCBI's taxonomy places the organism in Eukaryota, Metazoa, Chordata, Lepidosauria, Squamata, Lacertidae.